Mya arenaria is the source of this 931-nucleotide messenger RNA. RefSeq lists its product as uncharacterized. The transcript has 4 exons. Bases 99 to 596 code for a protein of 165 amino acids. The record is from RefSeq and is a predicted model, not a curated record. NCBI's taxonomy places the organism in Eukaryota, Metazoa, Mollusca, Bivalvia, Myida, Myidae.
GUCGCAUUUUACGGACACAAAUCAGACACAUUUUUGAAGAAAAUCUAUAAAAGUAGAAAAAUUAAAACGUUAUUGCGAGGACUUGAACGCAACUAAGAAUGGACUGUUACAACAUGAUCAUUUUUCUUGGAGUUAUACUGUGUUCUUCUGUGUUUGCCCAGUCAUCAACCGACAACUCAACCGAUUCUAAUUCAACAACGACUGAAGCUGCCACAACGCCUCUAGUCUCAUCCAAUACACCUGCUAGCGGCAAAAUUACUAUCGAAACGACUACAGCGUUUGUGCCAUAUGCUUGUACGCAAGGAACUUGCAAUGGAACAGACAGUAGCUGUCUCAAGGAUAUAAAAGCAAUAUGUUCAAUAUCAGCCCCAGACCAUGCUUGUCAAGUUUCAAUCGACAACAAUACAGUAACUGCAGACUGUGUCUCUAAACCUUGUGUGGAAACGGUCACCUUAAAAUGUUGCCAAAGCGCAGGCUGCUCUAGUGAGCUGUUCAAGUCAAGCACAGGCAACAAGGACAACAAUGGCAACGGCAUUCAAGCCUGCAUAGCAACGAUCGUUACACUCGCAACGGUUGUCAUGGCAAUAAUCAAUUGAGUUUACUUUUGUUUCACUUCCGUUGCAAUGAUCAGUGACUUUAUGGAAGUUUAUUACAUUAUAGGAGUUGAUAACACAUUAUUUCGAUGGUUUAUGUUUAUAAACUUAUAAAUGUAUGCAAUUAUCACAGAUCUGACUCGCUUGUAAAGAAAAUUGGCCAGCCAAUUGAAGGUUCAUACAGAUGACGUCAUAUUGACAGAAUGUAACUGAAACCUGCUGAUUUUAGCUUGGCCUUUUCUUUUCUAUCCGCUUAUUUCCAUUUGCUUUAAUAAUCUCCUUCCAUUGGCUUUAGUCAAUAAAUUGUUUUAGUUAUUUUCAAAAUAAAACUUUGAAAA